AUGAAAGCUCACCGGAAACUAUACCCACUUCACACAGUAAAAGCCACUGGUACAUCUUUACAUGCAUUCGCCCAUUGCCAGUCAAUCAAUCAGUCAGUCAGUCCGACGGUCAGUCAGUCAGUCAGUCAGUCAGUCAGUGAGUCAGUCAGUCAGUCAGUCAGUUCCUCGGCAAGUCGCCCGCCAGCAACGAUGUGGUCUAUUAAAAAUAUGCACAUCAUAGAUACAUACUUACGUUUCACAUUGUAUCAUAUCGUAUCUGCCUACCCACCUAUCUAUCUAUCCAUCAUUAUCGUGCAUGUUUGUAUGUCUAGUAAAUGUCGCACGCAGCACUCGCCAGGGCAAACAACGUCUCCACACUCCAUAGGAACUGCGUUCGCGAAUCGCUACGUUGCACUCACUUACGAGCGACUUUCAUACUUAAUAAUGUCCAAGAAAUGAAUGAGACGCGAGACGGUGGAUUGGUGCGAUCAACGUGCGCAUCGACCGAUUGCCAGCGUCACUCGACCCUCGCGGAUGGAUCGAAGAUUCAACGCUUCGAGGGUUGGAGAGUCGUUCAAUCGUCCCCAUACCCAUACCUGCUAUAGUAUAUCCUUUCGAUCAUGUUCUUCGAUUCGACACCAUAUUAAUAAUUCUAAGUACUGCGUAUGAUCAGUAUGCCCGAGACGUUGUUGUGUUACGUUACACCGACACGUAGUAUACGGUCCGUAUAAUGACCAUAAAGUUCUUGAACAAAUUGCGACACGAGUACUGGAUUCACAAUUUCAGUUUACCUCACUACAACGUAUCUACCCGUAGGUACGAUGAAACGAUCAUAAAUAAGUAAGCGAUGUUUUUAUUUUCUUAUAUUGAGAAAAACCAUAUUAUUUACAUAAAUAUAUAACAAGUAUAAAUAUAUCUAUGAAUAGUUCACCGUAUAAAAAUUAAAUAUACAAAUAUAAGUAUGUGCACUUCUUCGUUUACCUGUGUAUACAUAUGUAUACCAAUAUCGAUAUCACUGCAAUUAUUGGUACAAUUACACUUAUAGUGCUGAGAGAGACUGUACUGGUAUCGAAAAAAUAAUCAAGAGAAGUUUCAUCAGAUUAUCAAAAAUGAGAGCCAUAUUCUAACAUAGGUAUACAUUUUCAAAGAUAAAUGAGAUAUUUUUCAUUCAUUUACCUGUAGCACGCACCAUGGAAAGAGUUAUGUAUUAAAAAAGACGAUUCGUAGAAGCCAAUUUUAUCAACAUAAGAGUCCUUUUUGUGCAAAAAUACUCUCAAAUCGUAACAUAAGUAUAUUAGGUAAUGUGUAAUAUUUACCUAGAUGUAUCGUGUUUUAGCUUCUUUUUUCCAUUUCCACCUGUGAUUGUAACUUCUGGUAUUGACUUCUGCUCCGUGUAAUUUGACCAUCACAUUGAGAUUUUGUUGGAACAUAUAUACAUAUUUGAUGUUGUGAUAGGUAACCUGUAUGCAUGUAUAUAAAUUUCCAAGUAAAAUACCUAUCUAUGUUGAAUAUAUGAGUACUGUAUAUU
Messenger RNA from Athalia rosae (coleseed sawfly), 1507 nucleotides. RefSeq lists its product as uncharacterized. The transcript has 2 exons. The record is from RefSeq and is a predicted model, not a curated record. NCBI's taxonomy places the organism in Eukaryota, Metazoa, Arthropoda, Insecta, Hymenoptera, Athaliidae. Bases 1 to 438 code for a protein of 145 amino acids.